ACCUACCUACCUCCACCCACCACUUGUCAGCCAGCCAGGAAUGGUAGAAUCUGCUUUACAAGGCAAUCCAUUGUGUUUGGUGCCUGCUCAAAUUAUUAGAAAAUAGGCAAGGACCGAAGUCCUUUUGGAGGAUGGGGCCUUGUUGCAUGGGGCCUGUUUGGGGUGAAGGAUGAUCCUUGGGGAUGGGACCAGGGUCUGGUGGUGUGGACAGUACAGCCACUAGAGCCCUUUAGGGAGGCGGGGUUAUGCCAAAGCCAAGUGAGCAGCAGCCACAGGAAGGAGGAGACAAAAAGUGGAUUUGGCAUGCAUUUGUUCUUCAAACUUUCCUUUGCUUCUUGUGAAUUGUCCACUCUCUGCAGUUUCAUAGCCUCUAUCUGAAAAGUUCAGAGUGUGAUCCCCCGCUCCCUUACUAUGUUCAUUCUACCUGUUGGAGCACUGUGCUGGGUGCCAGAGAAACCAAGAUGGCUAAGAUGUUCUCUGCCCUCUCAGGGCUCAUACAGAAGUGGGAGUGUGUGGGAGACUAAUUUAUAAAUAGUUGUCAUAACAGGUGUGUGCUGAGUAGUGAGGAUUCCUGGCACUGGCAGAAAAAAAGAGAUGGGCCAGGAGAGGGUGCCCUUGUGUGAUACCCUGUCUGCUAGACUAGUCUGAGAACAGGGGCUUUGUCCUAUUUUCCUUUGUAUUCCCAGGACCAUGCAUGAUGCCUGGCACCUAGCAUAUAGUAAAAUUUGUGGCACUGCAGAUUCUAUAAGGUUUAGGAGGAGCUGGGGGUGGGGGUGGGGGAUGUGCUCUUCACACCCAGGAACCACAGAGGCAGCACUUUGGGUGGAGGAGCUUUGGUUUGUGGAGCUCCUUGAGUUCCUUCUCUUCUAGGUAGGGAGCUGCUUAAGGAGUGAGCUCUGCUCAGGUGUGGUGUUCCUCCAGCAUCUGUCACCCCAUUACAGCCCCAAGGCUGCACUUUUUUUCUUACAGCAAUCCACAGCUCCCUUAGAUAGGCUUUACAAUGGUGUACAGUCAGUCACAUCUUUCUUGCUAUUCUUCAAGAUAGCUUUUUUUUUUUUUCUUUUGGGCUAGGAAAUUGAAUAGUGGGGCAUUAUACAUGCAUGACAAUGUGGUUGUUAAGUAGCUGUUCCCUGGUUUCUUUCUGAAGUAGAAAGACCCCUGGGACUUUUAUUUUGAGACUUAGAUGCUUCAGAUCUCCCCCACUUCUUUGGAUAUAGCCCCAACAGUCAUCCAAGUCCAGACAACAGUCUGAACUCAAGGCCCUAAAAGUCACUCAAGUCCAGCCAACAGUGUUCAGUCCUCAGGGGAAUCACUUAACUCUACUCGGGAGCAAAUGGCUUGGGUGGGUCUUUCCUCAUAGUAAACUCUGCAGCCUGGUAGGUUAUCAGCCUGGGAGAGGAAGCAGAUUGUGUCUGUCCUGAUCAACCAACUCCGUGAGGCUUUUGCAAGUCUUUCUGACCCUGCCGUCUCUCUCAGUGCACCUGCUGAACCCUUCAUAGCCCCUGCAGUCAGUUUAGUUCAACUGUCUAGCAAGAAAGAAUUUUUCAUCUCGCAUGUGGGACCUUUCAAACUGUUUUGUCACCAUAAGUGUGUUUAAAGAGGGAAAGCACAUCUACUCUCCUUAAACCAGAAUUCUUACUUAACACCUUUCUACAUGAUUUGGAAGACACCUCCAAGUGCUUGUGCAUUAUUUUGUCAUAGCUAAUUAGUCUUAGAAUAGUGAACUGUAUAUUGUUUUUCCUUUGGGCUACGCAGUGGACUUGUAAAGGACUUUGGAAUACGCCACCUUAGUUUAGAUUCAGCCCAAGUCAGCUGGAGACUUUCUAUGUAAAGGAUCACCAGUCUUCUUGAAUGAUCUUCUGACCUUCAGCUAUACCCUAAGCUCUUCUGGGAGGAGGUACAGCUCUGCGUUUUCUGAUUUCGAACUGAUGAUGUGCUCAUUCAUAUCUUGUAUGAGACGAGUAAGGCAGAAAAUUUUCUCUCAUUUGCCAAGGGUUGUCUGAAUUAUUUUGCAUGGCCUUGUUUUUUUAGAAUAAAUUUUACAACAUUUUACAUUUUCUAUGUAGUUUGUUUCUUUUGCUUCUUUGAUUACCUUCAUGAGGGGUUUAUGAGGGUUAUUAGGCUAGGGUUGAGGGCCCUCUGUCAAGACUCUCAGGCUCCAAAGUUCUUCCCUCCUCCCACGGUUCUUAACCAGUGUUUGGGUCAUAAAAAUCUGUUGUAAGCUCUGGGCCCACCCUCACUCCCCACCCGCAACAGUGCAGUCAUGUACUGUACCCUUGAGGAUCCUCAGACCUCAGGUGCCCCCUCCCCCAGCCUGGAAGCUGCCUCUCAUCAAAGGCUGGGGGCUCAUUUUUUUUGUCCAGUAGUAAGAUUUCAAAGAAAUCAGCAUGAAAACUCUAGAGCUGAGGGGUAAAUUUUGGAAACCUGAUUGAGAAAGGAAGCAGAAUGAUCACAGUAUCAUCUGGAGAUCCAUGCUCCAUACCUGAUGUUCUGGGAGAGCAGCUGAAGAGGACUGGUCUUUCUUCAAGUCGUUCUGCAUAUUGGAACGACAGAAAGCAUGCUUUGAGUUGCCAUCGGAUGAAGCCAGCUCUCUUCAGUGUGCUCUGUGAGAUCAAGGAAAAGACAGUGUUAAGCAUCCAUGGCAUUCAGGAGGAAGGGCCCCCCAGUGCUCAGCUCAUGAGGUUGGAUAACAUGCUGCUGGCCGAGGGUGUAUCCAGGCCGGAGAGGCGAGGAAGAGGAGGAUCGGCGGCAGCGGCGAGCACAGCAACACCAGGUGGCUGUCCAAAUGACAAUAGCCUUGAGCACUCUGACUACAGGGCCAAGCUGUCCCAGAUCCGACAGAUUUACCACUCUGAGCUAGAGAAAUAUGAACAGGCCUGCCGUGAGUUCACCACGCACGUCUCCAACCUCCUCCGGGAGCAGAGCAGGAUGAGGCCUGUCUCACCCAAGGAGAUUGAGCGCAUGGUCGGUGUCAUCCACGGCAAGUUCAAUGCCAUCCAGAUGCAGCUGAAGCAGAGCACCUGUGAGGCUGUGAUGACCCUGCGUUCACGGUUCCUGGAUGCCAGGCGCAAGCGGAGGAACUUCAGCAAGCAGGCCACUGAGGUGCUGAAUGAGUAUUUUUACUCCCAUCUGAGCAACCCUUACCCCAGUGAAGAAGCCAAAGAAGAGCUGGCCAGGAAGGGCGGCAUCACAGUCUCCCAGGUCUCCAACUGGUUCGGCAACAAAAGAAUCCGAUAUAAAAAGAAUAUGGGGAAGUUUCAAGAAGAGGCUACCAUUUAUACGACUAAAAUGGCAGUCGACACCACCAAAGUCGGGAGUCUGGGGGGCCAGGCUAGCUGCCCAUCAACACCCAGCUCGGGUUCCUCUGGUCCCUUCCCGCUGACCAGUGCCGGGGAUGCACUUAUCACCCUGCAGACCCUGACCUCUCUCCGCCCCGCCCCUGCGGGAAGCGGUUUACAGUCCCAGGCCCGGGGCGGCUGGCAGGGAGCCGCCCCCCCAGUGUCCACCGCUUCGCCUGCUGGAGACCUCAGCAGCGUCAACUCAGAUGCAUCUAAUUAAGUUUUGGGGACCGGGUGGCUGGCCGUGGUUCACGGGCACUCGAGUCUUUACUGCCCGCGCCUCUGAUUACCUCAAAAACCCAGGACUGCAGCAGGCGACGGGCACCAUCCUUUGCUUGCCGCCUGGGAUCUGAAAUGGGCUGAGAUGCUGCUCAUUUUCUCAAUUCAUUUUGGUUUUUUAAUAGUAAUUUUAUGCUAAGACUGUGAAUUGUUUCUUCUAGGACUUGUCACAAAUUCUCUCAUUAAAAUUUCGGACUUAUUUUC
Molecule: messenger RNA, 3821 nt
Organism: Lutra lutra (Eurasian river otter)
Lineage: Eukaryota; Metazoa; Chordata; Mammalia; Carnivora; Mustelidae
Gene: PBX4
Product: PBX homeobox 4
Exons: 8
Coding region: 2446-3558 (370 amino acids)
Biological process (GO): brain development; animal organ morphogenesis; neuron development
Cellular component (GO): nucleus
Molecular function (GO): RNA polymerase II cis-regulatory region sequence-specific DNA binding; DNA-binding transcription factor activity, RNA polymerase II-specific
Source: RefSeq, a predicted model, not a curated record